This is a messenger RNA of Fomitopsis serialis, 3021 nucleotides long. RefSeq lists its product as uncharacterized. The transcript has 14 exons. Gene Ontology annotation, cellular component: DNA ligase III-XRCC1 complex. Gene Ontology annotation, molecular function: DNA ligase (ATP) activity; DNA binding; ATP binding. Lineage: Eukaryota; Fungi; Basidiomycota; Agaricomycetes; Polyporales; Fomitopsidaceae. The record is from RefSeq and is a predicted model, not a curated record. The coding region runs from base 145 to 2778 and encodes 877 amino acids. Gene Ontology annotation, biological process: lagging strand elongation; mitochondrial DNA repair; DNA biosynthetic process.
CUUCUUCGAUCUGCAGCGCUCGCUUUGACGUCUUUCCUCAACAACCGUGGCAGAUUCUUGCCAUCCUCUGACUUGCCCUUAUAUUUCUUAUCAUAUUGUCAUCAACUCUCCAAUGGCCUACCUCCAUUCGGCCACUGCUAGUCUAUGAUACUCAGGCUGAGAACGGCCAAGUGCAACUGGAACACUAUGUCCAAACGUGCGUUAGCUUCGCCGACUGCCAUCACCGGACAGCAACACAAUCUUGACCGAUACUUUGGUGGGCCAUCAUCUUCAUCUCCUGGACCGUCCCGUGCGCCGCCCAACAGCUCCUCGAAAGGAAAGGCCAAGUCCACUCCGCAGACAUCUCAACUGUCGAAGGCUGAUGAACAGCCGCGUCAUACGUCUGGAGCUCGUCAUACUAGUCCUAUCGUUCAUGACUCCGACGCCACCCUUGCCUGGAGCCUCGCGGAAGAAGAUGGUCUUGACCUCGACAAGCUGAGGGAGCUCGAGGAAAGCGCGAAGCGUAACCUGAACCAGCGAUCCCCAGGAGCGCCUGUAGAAAUCAUAGACGUGGAUAGCCUGAGCGACCAGGAGACCCUAGCUACUGCGCCUGGAUCGUUCGGACCUUCUAGCACAGCGGACAAAAUCCAUCCCCAAGAAGCGGGUCAUCAGGGCGAAGCCGAAUCAAGCGCUGCAUUGUGCGGGACUCCCGUCUUCGGCGGUUCUCAAUUGGACUCAUCAGCGGACCCAGUCUACGGACGUCUAGAUGUGGACCCUAUAUCUUAUGUGGUCCCUGACAACAUCUGGCUGCCUGGCCGACCAGUGCCAUACUCUUUUCUUGCUCAUACGCUUGCUACUCUAUCGGGGACUCGGUCCCGCAUUGCAAUAUUGAAUACCCUGACCAACUGUCUGCGGACCAUCACGAAACAUCACCCACACUCCAUUCUCCCCGCGCUCUACCUCCUUUCGAAUUCACUCUCACCCCCGUAUUCUCCGCUUGAGCUCGGACUCGGUGGUUCAACCAUAUCUAAGGCGAUCCAACAUGUAUCAGGUCUGUCAGCCUCCGCACUAAAACGGCUAUACAAUUCCACGGGUGAUCCGGGAGAUGUCGCAUUCGAGGCUAAGUCAAACGUCCGAACCCUCAUACCUCAUCCUCCACUCUUAGUCGCCGGAGUUUAUGAGUCCCUUCUCAAGAUCGCUCGCGCCAAAGGGCAGGGCGCUGCUAAACAAAAGCAGAGUAUCGUCGAGAAACUCCUGGUCGCGGCGAAAGGCGAGGAGACGCGCUUUCUUGUGCGAACGCUAUGUCAAAACCUGCCGCUAGCCCGCGCAAUGGCAUUGACACCGCCGCCUGGCGUUGUUUCAGCAGACCCCGAUUCACCAUACUAUGGGCUGCUCAAGAGAGUUUACGUCCAGCAUCCGAAUUACGAUGACAUCGUGAAAGCACUAUUGGACACAGGCUUGGAAGACCUCGCCUCUCGUGUUCCGCUGUCGGUCGGCAUACCCCUGCUUCCGACUCUAGGGUCCCCUACGCGCUCACUUGACGAGAUCUACGACAGGCUGGGCUUCUUACCAUUCACCGCAGAGUUCAAAUAUGACGGGCAGCGCGCCCAGAUACACGCAUGGAGGGAAUGCGGACGGAUAUCUGUGAAGAUCUUCUCCCGACAUCUGGAAGACAUGACCGACAAGUACCCGGACAUCAUCUCCCUCGUGGAACAUAUGUUUGAGACCUCGGCCGACACAAAUUCAUUCAUCCUCGAUUCAGAAAUUGUGGCCAUAGACCCUACGGAUGGACACUUGAAGUCCUUCCAAGAACUGUCAAAUCGGGCGCGCAAAGACGUCAGGAUCGAGGACGUGAAAGUCGCAGUUUGUGUCUAUGCUUUCGACAUCAUGUAUCUCGACGCCGAGAUACUGCUCCAGAAACCAUUUCGGGAACGUCGAGCGCUAUUGCGGUCAAGGUUCCCGCCAUAUAUCCCCGAGCGCAAAGAUGCGGCAAGGUUCAAUCACGUCCAGAGCUGCGAAAGCGAGGAUGGACGUGAUACUGUCGAGGAGUUCUGGCAGGCUGCCGUGGCAAGCUCGUGUGAGGGGCUCAUGAUCAAGCUCCUAGACAGCGGAGAGGUGCUAGAAGAGGUGAACCAGAAGGAAAGGCCCCGGCGAAAGCCUCUGCCUGCUACAUAUGAGCCUGACAAACGGACAUCCGCAUGGUUGAAACUCAAGAAGGAUUACGUGACCGGCCUUGGGGAUAGCCUCGAUCUUGUGCCCAUCGGGGCGUGGCAUGGCAAUGGCAGGAAGGCCCAGUGGUGGAGUCCAAUCCUGCUCGCAGUAUGGGACGCCGACGCUGGGAAGCUAGUAGCGGUGUGCAAAUGCAUGUCGGGAUUCACGGAUGCUUUCUAUAAGAGUCUGAAGGAGCGCUAUCCGGAGCAUUCGGAGACAUGCUCACCACAGUCCCUAUGGGAACCGGCGUGCGAGACGGGAGGACUAAAACCAGAAGUCUAUUUCAAACCGCAGGAGGUCUGGGAAAUACGCGGUGCUGAUAUUACUAUUAGCCCCGUCUCCGUGGCGGCCCUCGGUCUCGUUAACUCCAACAGGGGACUGAGUCUCCGCUUCCCCCGUUUCAUCCGCGUUCGAGAGGACAAAGCUGUAGAAAACGCCAGCACGCCAGAAUUUCUCGCACAGAUGUACCGUAAUCAAGAGUCGAGGGGCAAAAACAACACAGGUGCUGACGAUGGCGAUCUCAUAGACGUCUACGAAGGGAGCAGUGGAGCGGAGAGUCUCGGCGAAGACUCGAGUGAAGGUGUGUGAUAAGCAACGGCGUGUUCCAUAAUCCUCGCGGACAUUGGUCUGGAGUUCUGUGUCUUCUUGUGGGCUCUCUUGUCUUGGUCAGGUAGCUCGGGUUCGAGGGCUUUCAAAUUCGCCGGUGGUCAUGUACGCUACUCUGUACGUACCGGUCGGACAUGUCUCUUGGGUAUGUAGGCUCACGUCAGAAGCAAGCUCGUACGCAUUAGUCACUAGUGACUGGUAUGCAACUCAUGUUGGACAACAGAA